Leptosomus discolor (cuckoo roller) is the source of this 906-nucleotide messenger RNA. The record is from RefSeq and is a predicted model, not a curated record. Lineage: Eukaryota; Metazoa; Chordata; Aves; Leptosomiformes; Leptosomidae.
AUGAGCGAAUUCGUCAAUCCAUCCAGUGGUCGAUAUGGUUCCGAGUUGAUCCUGUCCCGAAUUUUGGGCCAAACUUGGGGUGAUAUUUGUACUCAAAUUUUACAUUACAUCACCAGGGAAAAGAUUGAAAUGCAGCAUUCAGAAGUAUACAGGCAAAUCUCCGCACUGGAAGAUGACUUGGCACAGACAAAAGCUAUUAAAGAUCAACUUCAGAAAUACAUUCGAGAACUAGAGCAAGCAAAUGAUGACUUGGAAAGAGCAAAAAGAGCCACUAUAAUGUCACUGGAGGAUUUUGAACAGCGUUUAAACCAGGCUAUUGAAAGAAAUGCUUUUCUGGAGAGUGAGCUGGAUGAGAAAGAAAACCUUCUGGAGUCUGUGCAGCGCCUGAAAGAUGAAGCUAGAGAUCUACGACAAGAGCUUGCAGUGCAGCAGAAACAGGAGAAACCCAAAACACCCGUGCGAACUACCCUGGAAACAGAAAGAACAGACACUGCAGUUCAAGCGUCCUUAUCUGUGCCUUCAACUCCCUCGGUGCACCGAGCACCCAACAUCAACAUACCCACCCCUGCGACGUUUAGGAGAGGUCUUGAGGACAGUUACAGUGCAACCCCUCUCACACCUGCUGCAAGAAUAUCUGCACUUAACAUCGUGGGAGACUUGCUGCGAAAAGUGGGGGCUUUGGAGUCCAAACUCGCAUCUUGCCGAAACUUUGUGUAUGACCAGUCUCCAAACAGAACCACGGUGUCCAUGUACAUGAACAGAGAUGUCCUUGAAACACGUCUGAGUCCUCAUCAGCCUCUGUGUGAUACGGGGUUAGUGAAACGCCUGGAGUUUGGAACACGGCCUUCAAAUAUUCCAGGACCAAUGAGCCAUCCCUCGCAAAGUGUUGUCAAGAUGCUGCUAUGA